AUGGGGCACCUCUUCCUCCCUGAAGAGACGAAUAAUCCUGCGGUAAUCAUCCUCGGACUUGGGAAUUAUCCUGAUUCCUGCAUCGACGGCAACCGCGCGUUCGAAUUUGAUGCCCAAGGAAAUAAACUUGUGAUUUACGCCUCGCCAUCUCGAAGCAUCGCGAAGAACGAUGGGGGCCUGAUGAAAUACAAGACUAAUCGAACUUCAAAGAGGACAAGAGGUUCCACAGGGUGA
Messenger RNA from Acanthoscelides obtectus, 234 nucleotides. Lineage: Eukaryota; Metazoa; Arthropoda; Insecta; Coleoptera; Chrysomelidae. The record is from the annotation of a GenBank genome assembly.